Molecule: messenger RNA, 564 nt
Organism: Phytophthora infestans T30-4
Lineage: Eukaryota; Oomycota; Peronosporomycetes; Peronosporales; Peronosporaceae
Exons: 2
Coding region: 1-564 (187 amino acids)
Source: RefSeq, a predicted model, not a curated record
AUGGGCGAGGUCACGGGGCAAGGCGUCGUUACCGAGGCUUCAGAAGCUCCGGUAUCGGGAAGCGAGGUCACGGGGCAAGGCGUAGUUACCGAGGCUUCCGAAGCACCGGUAUCUGGCAGCGAGGUCACGGGGCAAGGCGUCGUCGUCUCGAUAUCUGGUAGCGAGGUUACUGGGCACGGUGUUGUCUCUGUAUCCGGUAACGAUGUCACGGGGCAAGGCGUGUCUGGUAGUGAAGUCACGGGGCAAGGCGUAUCUGGUAGUGAAGUCACUGGGCACGGCGUAGUCGCGUUGGUGUCUGGUAGGCUCGUCACAGGACAUGGAGUGGUCGCGUUCGACGAGCUGCUGCCAGUGCAGCCAACGGACGGGAACACGCACCCCCACGUAUUGCCGUUCACGAUGCUGCACUCGGCGUUUUCCUGUGCUACACACUGGGAUCCGUCAUAUGAUGGCAGGUACGAGUGGCAGUCAGCCGUAGCCACGUCGCCUUUGAGCGGGCAAGCUGUUCCUGCAGGGGCGUCGCCCGCGCCAGAGCAAAUGGCGCCGCGCGAGUCUGCCAGCUUGUAA